AUGUCGGAUAGGAAAAAAAGUGAAGUUUGGUUGCAUUUUACUGUGGUCAAUAGUGAAAAAGCUAAAUGUGAUAUUUGUAAGAAUGUGUUAUCUUAUAAAGGCGGGGCGACUUCAAAUCUACAAAAACAUUUAAAAGCAAAACAUUUUUCUACGCUCAAUGAAAAUGAGACUACUUCUCAACAUCAACAAUCUCAAUCGGCCAGGACGACUACUGACGAGGCUGGGGCAGGUCCUUCAAGUGCUCCAGGUGUAAGACAUGACGACAGUACUACCAAGAUUUCUUUACAAUCUCAAUUGGCCGAAGUACCUACACGUAAACUUGCACAAACCAAAAUGUCGGCUUUUUCUGUACGCCCAGCAUCUGUGUCUAGAACAAAAAUGCUAAAUGGAAUGGUCCUAAACAUGAUUUUACAAGAUCUUCAACCAUUUUCUGUAGUCGAGGAUAAUGGAUUUAGAGCCCUAAUAGCUGUCCUUGAUCCUUCCUAUCAACUACCAUCAAGAACAACUUUUAGUCGUGAUUUGUUGAAUAAAAAAUAUGAUGACGUUGUAUUGAGAGUGAAAUCUUUAUUAAAUGAAGCAGAGUAUAUAACACUUACAACUGACACUUGGACAUCACGUUCUGUUGAAAAUUACAUGGCAGUAACUGCACAUUAUGUGACUAGGGAGUGGACACAAAAAUCACUAUUACUGGGUUGCUUUCAUUUCCAAGAAAGUCAUACAGCUGAAAAUAUUAGAAAUAAGUUAUUGCAAAUUUUAAAUGAAUGGAAUAUUGCUGAUAAAAUAGUAGCUGUAGUAACAGACAAUGCAAGAAACAUAACAGCCGCAAUAAAGCUAACUGGUUGGCCAAAUCUGCCAUGUCUGGCACACACAUUAAAUCUUGUGGUUCAAGAUUCUUUAAAAUUAUUAGAACCAUUACAGAAAAAAGUUAAAAAAUUGUAG
Messenger RNA from Psylliodes chrysocephalus, 939 nucleotides. The record is from the annotation of a GenBank genome assembly. Lineage: Eukaryota; Metazoa; Arthropoda; Insecta; Coleoptera; Chrysomelidae.